UGCAAAAUCACUAUCAAGUAUCAGCAAAAUGUCACCGUAGGUUAAUCGAAGUGAAGACAUAUUGCAAUUUUCCUGAUCAUAAAUAUAAUUAUAAUUUAUUAAUAAGUGUAAUUAUGAAUGUUAGAACUUUCAUAUAAUAUUAACCGUCUAAUUUGAUUAGAAGAAGAUAUAAAAAUCAUAAAAAGAUGACGUCCCCUGGCCCAUCGAAUUCAUUUCAGGCCACUUCGGCCGCUGCCUCCGUACAAGAGUUCAAGAUCAGAGUGCCAAAGAAUGUAAAAAAGAAGUACCAUGUAAUGAGGUUUAAUGCCACACUCAAUGUUGACUUUGCAAAGUGGACUCACGUGAAGAUGGAGAGAGAGAACAAUAUUAAAGAGUUUAAGGGACUUGAUGAAGAUAUGCCAAAAUUUGGUGCCGGCUCAGAAUACGGCCGCGACGUGCGAGAGGAGGCGCGGCGUAAGAAGUUUGGUAUCAUAUCCCGCAAGUACAAACCAGAGGACCAACCUUGGAUACUUAAAGUUGGCGGCAAAACUGGUAAAAAGUUCAAAGGCAUCCGCGAAGGUGGUGUAUCCGAGCAUGCCGCGUAUUACGUGUUUACACAUGCGGCCGACGGUGCCAUCGACGCCUACCCGCUGCAGGAAUGGUACAACUUCCAGCCCAUACAGAGAUACAAGGCAUUGUCCGCGGAAGAGGCUGACGAAGAAUUCGGAAGACGUAACAAAGUGCUGAACUACUUCUCGCUGAUGUUCCGCAAGCGCAUGCGCGGCGACGACGCGGCGGACGACGCGGACGACCCGGACGAGAAGAAACUCAAAGGGGCCAAAGCUAAGAAAGAUCUCAAACUAUCGGAGAUGGAUGAAUGGAUAGACUCGGAUGACGACUCGUCCAACUCGGACAACGAGAAGGAAAAGGACAACGACAGCGACUCCGGCGCCAACAAGAAGAAGAAGAAGAAAGCGGCUGCUAACAAGAAAAAGAAGAAAGUGGAAGAUGAAGCCUUCGAAGAGAGUGAUGAUGGAGACGAGGAGGGGCGGGAGAAGGACUACAUAUCAGAUUCUUCAGAGAGUGAAUCAGAUCACGAGACGAAAACAAACAAGGAGAUGCAAGGUGUGGCUGAAGAAGACGCGCUAAGAAAGCUCCUGGCUUCGGACGAGGACUCGGAAGAGGAACAAGAGAACAAAGAACAAGAGGAAGAGCAGGAGGACGAGCCCACCAAGGAGGGUGAGGAGCGCGCCAGCAAGCUCACCAAAAAGAAGAAGAAACCUGAUGAUGCGAAGAAAGAUUCGAGUAGCGAGUUGAGUUCGGACUCGGACACGGACCCGGAGGGCGGCGCGCCGGCCGCCAAGAAACCCAAGAAGAGCAAGAGCAACGACAAGAACGGACCUUCUGCGAGUACUAGCGGGUCAGGGCGCGCGUCGUCCCCGCCGAGCUCGGCGGCGGCGCUGGCGGUGGCGGCCGCUAACGCCGCCAACUCCAACGCGCCGCCCACCAAGCGACCCAAGCUGGACGCCAGCUACACCGAAUGCGGCGUAACAGAGGAAGCAGUACGGCGAUACCUCGCUCGCAAACCUAUGACGACAACGGAACUCCUUACGAAGUUCAAGUCCAAGCGCACGGGCGUCAGCAGCGAGCGCCUCGUCGAGACCAUGACGCAGAUCCUCAAACGAAUCAACCCCGUCAAGCAGAACAUUAACGGGAAAAUGUACCUUAGUAUAAAGAACACGUGAAUUGUGGAAUAAAUUCUCAUUACUUAUGU
Messenger RNA from Trichoplusia ni (cabbage looper), 1753 nucleotides. It is a transcript of the gene TfIIFalpha, whose product is annotated as general transcription factor IIF subunit 1. NCBI's taxonomy places the organism in Eukaryota, Metazoa, Arthropoda, Insecta, Lepidoptera, Noctuidae. The transcript is spliced from 13 exons. The record is from RefSeq and is a predicted model, not a curated record. Gene Ontology annotation, biological process: positive regulation of transcription elongation by RNA polymerase II; transcription initiation at RNA polymerase II promoter. Gene Ontology annotation, cellular component: nucleus; transcription factor TFIIF complex. Gene Ontology annotation, molecular function: DNA binding; TFIIF-class transcription factor complex binding; RNA polymerase II general transcription initiation factor activity. The coding region runs from base 186 to 1724 and encodes 512 amino acids.